AUGUCUUCUUUAUGGUCCUCGGGUGUUGCCGUUCAUGCUUACCGCCUGCCCCUCCCCAACGCUGCCAUCAUCAAAGCGAUCCUCAACGGGUCUUUCGAGGCUCCUAUUGCCAUGACUUCUGUACAGGAUCCUACCCGAAAGGCUGGACCUGUCUACAAGGCUGACGCCGAGGAAAAUAUCAUCACUUCUGACAUCGAUGAUGACAUGAGCAUUGACGACAUCGACGAGCUCGACGACAAACCCACCUCCUCUUCCCUCAAAAUCGCUCGAGCCGGCUACUUCUCUUCCCCUGUCCGCGAUGGUCAGGCUUCUCCCAUCGACGCUGGCGUCGCUUCGACCGACAAGUUUUAUCGUGUCCGCAAGGUCUCCACCGACACAACGGCUUCCAACAACUCCAAGUUCUCUGUCGACAGCAACUUGAGCAAUGACACUGCCAACACCGAAGACACGGAGUAUUCCCAAUCCUCCAUCGCCAACACCAAUAACAAGCGCAGUCAAACCAAAACCCCUGAGCAAUGCGACGAAAGCGGUUCUUCCCGCGACAUCAACUCCUCAAUUCAUGACGAAAGCCCCACCGCCUACCGAUGCUUCCCCACAUUUCGGCUCAUCAGGGGCACUUUCCCGACAGCGCCUUCCUCGUCCGGCUCACGCUCCCCCUCACCCACUCCAUCUGAUACCGCCAGCGACGCCGAUGACUACGCGAGCGAUAACGACAAUGACUCAACCAAAGACCAAGACUCCCUCGACGACCUCGACAUCGUCCACACCAUCGACCGCCCCGAGUACGGCCUCCAAUAUGAGCCCGAGGUGGUGGAUGCAACUCAGCUUGAGAGCAGCGACCAUAACAAUGAAAGAGAGCCAAAGGUCAAAGCAGUCGCGACUUCCCGCGGUUUAGAGAUGGUCACCUACUACUCAGACGACGAGUCCGACACCGAGGAUGAACCCAGACAUCCCCUGGCUGAGUACAUGGUGUGGAAAGAGGAAAAAGACAUGGGUGACAACUGGGAGAUUUUGGCAUGGUAUGAGCACCCCGAUGGCAACAAGAACUAUGUCCUUGGUAGCGAUGAGCGCUGGUACUGGGAGUACGAGGGGGCGUUCAUGUUGAUGCUUGAUGAGGAGCUUGAGGAUUUUAAUUAUUGGCGCAGCUGUGAUCCGGCUGCGGUGUUGUAUUUGAGCGGGGAGGUUGAGGAGGAGGAGAAGAAUUGCAAGGGUGUUUGUGGGCUUGAUACCAUCCUGGAGGAGGAUGAAGAGAUUGAGGAGGAGGUUUGCGAAGUCAAGGAGGACAAGGAUCGUAAUGGUUCGACGACGGUCUGGGGUCUUGAUGUUAUCGAGGAGGAGGAGGAGGAGCAGGCUUGCGAGGAGAUUAGCGAAGCUGAGGUGGAGAAUCAGCAAUAUCAGGAGAGAGUGUGGGGACUGGAGGCUAUUCAGGAGGUUGAUGAGGACGAGGAAGACUUCAAAGUAUUCCUGUGA
Neurospora tetrasperma FGSC 2508 is the source of this 1470-nucleotide messenger RNA. RefSeq lists its product as uncharacterized. The record is from RefSeq and is a predicted model, not a curated record. Bases 1 to 1470 code for a protein of 489 amino acids. NCBI's taxonomy places the organism in Eukaryota, Fungi, Ascomycota, Sordariomycetes, Sordariales, Sordariaceae. The transcript has 4 exons.